UAAAGGCGGUUGUGAAGACGUAUGCGAAUCGAGGCUGUCCUAUAAAAAUUGCUAGCGUUGUUCCAAAUACUUGUACAAGAGUCCUCUUGUCGCUUGUGUGCUGUUGUUUGUGCUUCAGCAUGGCAGUCGUCAUCCGUUUACAGGGAUUGAGGAUCACUGCUGGUUCUCAGGAUGUUCGCAAAUUCUUCACUGGCCUCAAAAUUCCAGACGGUGGUGUACACAUAAUUGGAGGCGACCGGGAGGAAGCUUUCAUUAUUUUUGCUUCUGAUGAAGAUGCAAGAAGAGCCAUGACGCGCUCGGGGGGUCAAAUUAAGGGGGGACAUGUGACUUUGCUGCUCAGUAGCAAAGCAGAGAUGCAGGGCAUACUUGAAAAAAGUGCCAUAAAUACAGAGACUGAUCAAAAGAGUCAUGUAGAAGACAACACAAGGCACCCCCGAAGGUCUUUGGAGGCUGACACCAACAAGAGGUCUGCAAGUAGAGCAGACGUCUCUCCUCCACCCCGCCAAAAGAGACCCUCAAACUCAAAUGAAGACUCCACGUGUGUUUUUCUGAAAGGAUUGCCCUUCAGUGUGUCCGAAAGAGACAUUUUUGAAUUUUUCAAUGGUUUACGUAUCAUCGACAUGGUUCUGUUGAAAAAUGCAACCGGAAAAAACAAUGGGAUGGGACUGGUGAGAUUUUCCAGCACUGGAGAAGUAUCUGAAGCCCUGAAGAGGGAUAGGGGAUACAUUGGUUCUCGGUAUGUGGAGAUUUGUCCAACGUCAGAAGACGAUUGGCGUCGGACAACUGGAAGGAAACCCAUGAAUACAAACCCAGGAGACGACCUGUUUGAAAGACAUGGAUCACCACCUCGUGGUCAAAAGAAUUUCCAACACCAUAUGAGGUCACAAUCACCUAUAGGCCAGAGGGUGUCAUCAUCCAGUGAGGAGUACUGCGUUUUGGUGGAAAAUAUCUCCUUUGCAGUGGAAAAGGAGGACAUAAAAAUACUUUUUCGCCACGCUAGACUUGAUGAUGACCAGAUUUUGUUCAUAAAUUAUGACGAUCGGAAAAGUAGGUCUGCAUUUGUACUCUUUAAGUCUCUGCGGGAGUAUCGUGAGGCAUUAGACCAGGAUACGCAAUCCUUUUUCAGUCGAAUGAUUCAUAUCCGGCCAAUCAUGAGAGAGAAAAUGAUAGCCAUUUUGAAAUCUCAGAACCUGGAUGUCAGCCCUCCUGGAAACUCCAAAAGGGUUAAUGAGAGGCCUCCAUCCCACCCCAGGGAUAAUCCUGACCCGGAGCAGUGCUUGCUUGUGCAAAAUCUGCCCUUCGACGUGCGCAAAAUGGAGGUCAUGGACAUCUUCUUUGGGUUGAAUAUCUCGGAAGAUGACGUGCACUUGCUGCGUGACAAUACUGGUGCAGGGACUGGCAAGGCUUUGGUUCUUUUCCCUUCCGAGUCAGCAGCCGUGAGGGGCCUCGCUCUCGACGGACGAAGGUUUCUUGGUGCGGUGGUCUCUCUCAGAUGCAUUUCUCGCGCACAGAUGCGGGAGUUGAUCGCAGGGCCGCAGGCGGUCCACGGGCCACAGCGAACAUCCAGUGAGUUCCAAGGCGCUGGUGACAGUGAGUACUAUGGCUUCGGGGGCUCUUAUGCUGGUGAGAUGGCAAUAAAUGUGGGGCCUCAAACUCAGGGAGCCUAUAAGUCUUAUGAAGAGCCACUCAACAGAGGCAAUGGUGCUCAUAGCAGCGGUGAUCCACCGAGGCAGCAUUUUACUGGGCCCACCUGUGUAAAGCUAGUUAAUUUACCAUUCCAAAUAAAAACGGAAGAAAUCUAUGAUUUUUGCCACGGAUAUCGUAUUAUCCCGGGAUCCAUCUCAUUGCAGUACGACAGGAGUGGAGCAUUUAAAGGUACUGCGACUGUGGUAUUUGAGACUAGGCAGGAGGCAGUGAUAGCAGUCGAGGAACUCAAUGGGAGGCCAAUAGGUGCUCGAAAGAUUCAGCUGCUGUUUGUUUGAAAGUGACUUUGGGUUUUUGACAGCCAACCUGCUCAAGUGGUCUGGUUUGAACACUUGAUUCUCUGUCGAGGAAAAUUUUGUUUUUUAGACGAACACUUUGUGAUGUUUUUUGUUUUUGUCAUAUUUUGUGAUAAUUGGUGAAGGCUGUGUAUUCACCUUUUGAAUGAUUUUAGUCACUGAUGUGCAUUUGCAACAAAACUUUCAUCUUGCAUAACAUUUGACUGCAUCCAGGGGAAAGUCCCAUUAUAUUACUUUGUCAGCUCUUUAUUGUAAUGUUUAUUAAAAAUACAUUGCUUUCAA
This is a messenger RNA of Phycodurus eques (leafy seadragon), 2282 nucleotides long. It is a transcript of the gene rbm12bb, whose product is annotated as RNA binding motif protein 12Bb. Gene Ontology annotation, biological process: regulation of RNA splicing. The transcript is spliced from 2 exons. Bases 120 to 1982 code for a protein of 620 amino acids. Gene Ontology annotation, cellular component: ribonucleoprotein complex; nucleoplasm. NCBI's taxonomy places the organism in Eukaryota, Metazoa, Chordata, Actinopteri, Syngnathiformes, Syngnathidae. Gene Ontology annotation, molecular function: RNA binding. The record is from RefSeq and is a predicted model, not a curated record.